Molecule: messenger RNA, 2097 nt
Organism: Tupaia belangeri chinensis (Chinese tree shrew)
Lineage: Eukaryota; Metazoa; Chordata; Mammalia; Scandentia; Tupaiidae
Gene: POLG2
Product: DNA polymerase gamma 2, accessory subunit
Exons: 8
Coding region: 405-1862 (485 amino acids)
Biological process (GO): mitochondrial DNA replication
Cellular component (GO): mitochondrion; cytoplasm
Source: RefSeq, a predicted model, not a curated record
GUUAUUUGGAGAACGUGGACGUGUUUUGAUAGUUUUUCCGCGUUGCCAGAAAGGGAACCAAAGGUCGAUCUGGCUAUACAGCACAGUAGUGAAGAGCCGGCGGAAAUAACCCUUGUCGGUGCUGACGAGGGAAGAUGUCUCGCAGUUGGUGGGGGCUAGGAGGGCUGGGCUGGAGCUGCUUUGCUAGAUAGGAAGAGGGCCGAGAUAAUCGAGGCCGCUGUCCGCCCCAGUCGACAGGCGGCAUCCGGGGCUGCCGUUGCCAGAACACCUGACGUGUUUCCGGGGGCGGGGCUUGCUGGCCAUGAGCACGCUCACUUCCGUCGCGCCUGCGCCGUUGGCUCCCGGCUGCGGCGGUUUAUUGGGAGCAGCGCGGAUGGGAGAGCGUGCUCUAACUGCCGAGGGAGAUGCGCUGUAGUGCAGCUGUCAGGGCCUGCCGUCAGGUCUGCAGGUGCCUGUCGUCAGGAUUUGGGGGUCGUGUGGAUGGCGGGCAGCCGGAACUCUUGAGGGAAAGCAGUAGUUCCCCCGGAGAGCCCCUGAGGGCGAACGCGGAGCUUCCCCCGGGCAGCGAGCAGACAGGAGCCCCGGAGUAUGGAGAGGGGGGCGAGGCGCUGUUAGAGAUCUGUCAGAGAAGGCAUUUCCUCGGUGGGACCAAGCGACCGCUCAGCCGAGGUUCUCUUCUGAGCGGGUGCCACAACGGUUUUGGACCCUUGGGCAUAGAAUUGCGGAAGAACCUGGCCGCAGAAUGGUGGUCCUCCGUGGUGGUGUUCAGGGAGCAGGUCUUCCCGGUGGACGCCCUCCACCAUGAGCCUAGCCCUUCGCCUCCCGGAGGCAGUGCCUUCAGGUUAGUUUCUGCAGAAACUCUCCGCGAAAUCUUGCAAGACAAAGAGCUGAGUAAGGAACAGCUAAUAACAUUUCUUGAGAAUUUACUAAAAACAUCUGGGAAACUACGGGAGAACCUUCUUCACGGUGCCUUGGGGCACUACGUUCAUUGCUUGGACCUGGUAAACAAGCGGCUUCCUUACGGCCUUGCUCAGAUUGGAGUGUGUUUCCAUCCUGUUUCUGACACUAAGCAAAUAGCUCAUGGCGUUAAAAGAAUUGGAGAGAAGACUGAAGCUUCACUGGUAUGGUUUACUUCAGCGAGAACUUCAAACCAGUGGCUUGAUUUCUGGUUGCGCCAUCGACUCCUGUGGUGGAGAAAGUUUGCUGUGAGUCCAUCCAGCUUCAGCAGCAGCGAUUGUCAGGAUGAAGAGGGACGAAAAGGAAUCAAACUUUAUUAUCAUUUUCCUUGGGGAAAGGAGCCAAUAGAAACCCUGUGGAAUUUAGGAGAUCGUGAACUUUUACACAUGUAUCCUGGGGAUGUGUCGCAGUUACACGGCCGAGAUGGACGGAAAAAUGUGGUGCCUUGUGUUCUCUCUGUCAGUGGGGACCUCGACCGAGGCCUCCUGGCUUACCUCUAUGACGCUCUCCAGCUAACAGAGGACUCCUUUACAAGAAAGAAAAAUGUUCAAAGAAAGGUACUUAAACUUCACCCUUGUUUAGCCCCUGUGAAGGUUGCUCUGGAUGUGGGAAGAGGCCCAACAGUGGAACUAAGACAGGUUUGUCAAGGGCUGUUUAAUGAAUUACUAGAAAAAGGAAUUUCCGUGUGGCCUGGUUAUUUGGAAACUGUGCCAUCCUCAUUGGAACAACUUCAUACAAAGUAUGAUGAAAUGAGUAUCCUCUUCACAGCUUUGAUUACUGAAACUACUUUGGAGAAUGGAUUAAUACAUCUGAGAAGUAGAGACACCACAAUGAAGGAAAUGAUGCAUAUAUCCAAAUUAAAAGACUUUUUAAUCAAGUAUAUAUCAGCAGCCAAGAAUGUAUAGGUUCUCAUAUUUGUGUAUCAUAAAUACUCUUUUCUCCUAAUUUGGUUGUCUUAUGGUAACUUAGAAUAUUUUAGCCCUUUUACGCUUAGGAAGUGGACAUUUCUGGUGCUUCCUUUGAUUAAGUUUUUAUUAUAUUUUUGAUAUAUUCCAUUGUAUCAGGAUUAUGUUCAACUACAAGAAACAGAAGUUCUAGGGACCAGCAGUUAGCGUAAGGGCUAUGUCACUGAACUCCCAU